Clupea harengus (Atlantic herring) is the source of this 3430-nucleotide messenger RNA. RefSeq names its product solute carrier family 23 member 4 (gene slc23a4). The record is from RefSeq and is a predicted model, not a curated record. Gene Ontology annotation, cellular component: membrane. Lineage: Eukaryota; Metazoa; Chordata; Actinopteri; Clupeiformes; Clupeidae. Gene Ontology annotation, biological process: transmembrane transport. Gene Ontology annotation, molecular function: transmembrane transporter activity.
CCUACAGACCCCCGAUGGCAAUGGCAGAGAGGCCAUUCUCCAUAUUAAAAGUAAUUGUAGCGGCAUCACAGUUCAAAGACCCUAGAUCACUAACGUGGUCAAAGGGAAUCCAUCUCCCCCUAUCCCUAACAAAGGGAAUCCAUUCUACCACACACACGCGCACGCACGCAUGCACGCACGCACGCACACACACACCCCUCUUAUCCUUUUUAAGGUAAAAGAAAAGAAAAAACUGAGGUAAUGAAGUUGACCCUUGAUGACUAAGAGUAGACCUUCAACCCCCCCAAAAACAGAAUCAUGAGACACAGUUAGAGGAUAUGUCUAACGAGAACAUAAUGUUAAUUAAAAGCUUAAAUAUGUAUGUUGGUGUUUUUUUCUUUUUUUCUUUGUUAUAUUUGUUAACAUCAUUAUGACAUUGUGAAAGAAACGAGACUGAAAGUCUGUUUGUGUGUGUUUGCAUUGGUAGUGUGUGUGUGUGUGUGUGUUGGGCACAUUGUGUGUGUUAGGCACAGUGUCUGUGCUUGGAUGUGUGUGUGUGUGUGUGUGUGUCCGUGUACGUGUGUGUGUGUGUGUGUGUUCACGAGGAUGGAGUCAGCUGCCUGUUGGUGUUCAGAAAUUGCCUUCACAUGAGCAUCUAAUGGCUCUUAUUCUAUUUCCAAUCAGCGGGAGCCACAGCAAACGUCUCGUGUCUCAGCUCCCACUUUCUGUCUUCUCUCUCUUUUACUCCCUCCCUUUCUCGCUUUCUUUCCUUCUCUCUAUCUACAUCUCUCUUUCUCUCUCCACCCCCCCCUUCUUUUCACUACCAUUCCUUCAAUAAGUCCACCCUCUCUGUUUUGGUUUUCUCUCUAUCUUACUCUCUCUGUUCCUCCUCUUCUUUCUUUCACUCGGUCUCUUCCCCGUCUUUUCCCUCCCUUUUCCCUCUCUCCCUUCCUCCCUCUCUCCUGCUGUAUCUCUCUUUCCCUUCUGCUCUCAUUCACACACUCCCUCUCCCUCACUCACUCACUCUAAGAGUACGGGUGUUCCAGAGUUCACUUGUGUUCAGGAGUUUAUCCUGUGCUCUCAGUGGACCUAUGGCUCUUGACAAGAAAAGCAAUGGACUGGACAACUUUGCCUUUGCAGUGGAUGGAGCCGAACAUUUCAGUGAACUCCCUGAAGGCAACGUUCUGUCUGGGGAGAAUGACAGGGACAAGCUGGUCUACUGCGUGACAGACGUCCCUCCGUGGUACCUCUGCAUAAUCCUGGGAGUUCAGCAUUGUCUGACUGCCUUUGGUGGGAUCAUAGCCAUCCCGCUCAUCCUGUCGCAGGGUCUGUGUCUACAGCACGAUAGCCUGACCCAAAGCCAUCUCAUCAGCACCAUCUUCUUUGUCUCGGGGAUCUGCACCCUGCUUCAGGUCAUGUUCGGAGUCAGGUUGCCCAUUCUGCAGGGCGGGACGUUUACCCUCCUGGCCCCCUCCAUGGCACUGCUCUCCAUGCCAGAGUGGGCUUGCCCCGCCUGGACCCAGAAUGCCACGCUGGUCAACACGUCCUCUCCCGUCUUCAUCGACGUCUGGCAGAGCCGCAUGCAAGUUCUGCAGGGGUCCAUCAUGGUGGGCUCCCUCUUCCAGGUGUUGGUGGGCUUCUCAGGUCUGAUUGGUCUCUUCAUGCGCUUCAUUGGGCCCCUCACCAUCGCUCCCACCAUCUCCCUCAUUGGCCUCUCUCUGUACGAUUCAGCUGGCAUGAAUGCGGGCAACCACUGGGGCAUUGCUGCCAUGACAACCUGCUUGAUCAUUCUGUUCUCUCAGUACCUCCGACAUAUUGCCGUGCCGUUUCCUACCUACAAUAAAACCAAGAAGUUUCACACCACCAAGAUGUAUAUUUUUCAGAUUCUUCCUGUGCUCCUUGGCAUCACACUUUCCUGGUUCAUCUGCUUCGUUCUCACCAUCAGCAAUGUUCUGCCCUCCGACCCCUCCCAGUAUGGUCACUUGGCACGCACCGACAUAAAGGGAGACGUCAUAGGCCGAGCACCUUGGUUCACCUUUCCAUACCCAGGACAGUGGGGGCUGCCAACUGUGAGCCUGGCGGGUGUGUUUGGGAUCCUGGCAGGGGUGAUAUCCUCGAUGAUUGAAUCUGUGGGCGACUACCAUGCCUGUGCCCGUCUCUCUGGGGCUCCUCCUCCGCCUAAGCAUGCCAUCAAUAGGGGCAUUGGCAUGGAGGGGCUGGGGUGCCUGCUGGCAGGGGCCUGGGGUACGGGCAAUGGCACCACGUCCUACAGUGAGAACGUUGGGGCUCUGGGCAUCACUAAGGUGGGCAGUAGGAGUGUGAUUGUUGCCAGUGGUUUCCUCAUGGUCGUCAUGGGGAUAUUUGGCAAAGUCGGAGCCAUAUUCACCACUAUCCCCACCCCUGUGGUCGGAGGGAUGUUCCUGGUCAUGUUCGGUGUCAUAUCUGCUGCAGGAGUCUCUAAUCUCCAGUACGCUGACAUGAACUCCUCCCGCAACAUCUUCAUCUUUGGCUUCUCCAUGUUCACUGGACUGGUCAUUCCCAACUGGAUACUCAAGAACCCCGGAGCCAUUGCAACAGGUGUUGUUGUGAUAGACCAGGUGCUACAGGUGCUGCUGACAACCAGCAUGUUUGUUGGUGGCUUCUUUGGGUUCAUCUUUGACAACACCAUCCCAGGCACCAAACGUGAGCGGGGCAUCAUCUCAUGGAACAAGGCUCACGAGGAGGACUCAAACAUCACCAUUGAGAGUGAUGAGGUGUACGGCCUGCCCUUUGACCUCAGCGCUCGCUUCUUCUCCUCGUCCUGCGUGCGAUAUGUCCCCUUCUGCCCUUCUCCAAGCAGCAGCCCGUCUGAGGGCACCCCAGAGAGCUCAGAUUCUCUGGACGUUCUCAAGGAUUCCGCCAAGAAGGACUCCACACAUAUCAUAGCCUCAGUGGACUUUUAAUAGCUGUGGCUGCCCCCUGUGGUUUGGGCUGGAAUGGCAACUCAGGCAGGUGACUGGGACAUUUAAUUCAGCUUGAAAGGAUCCCUGGUCAAAUGUGUUUCGCUCGUGUCAACAGAAUAUUUUAUACUGCUUUCAGAUUUUGUAUUCUUAAUGGACAUUUGCCUAGUCUGUGUCCUGGCAUUACCGAAUGUUAUUUGGAUUCUUUUUUGUUAUAGGAAAUUAUUAAUUUAACUUUUCCUUUGAAAAGUGUAUAGUAAAGUAUAUUAAGUAUAUAAAGUAUAACUUUAUUAAAGUUACUUCUACACAAAUCGUUUUGUUUUGGUGCUGUUAAAUAGGUUUAAAAAGAGUUUUAACAACAUCAGGCACCAUGAAAAUAAUUUCCUGAAACGAGAUUCAGGAUAUUUCACUAAUGCAAUAAAAUGUAAUGUAUUUUUUAUAGUUCUACACACAUGUAUGUGUUCUCUUUUGUAGUCAUUGUAAUUUUGGAUUAAAGCUGAUUGAUUGUGCAA